Solanum stenotomum is the source of this 1478-nucleotide messenger RNA. Its product is annotated as phenolic glucoside malonyltransferase 1-like. Bases 40 to 1404 code for a protein of 454 amino acids. The transcript has 2 exons. Lineage: Eukaryota; Viridiplantae; Streptophyta; Magnoliopsida; Solanales; Solanaceae. The record is from RefSeq and is a predicted model, not a curated record.
CAAACAUAUUGAUAUCCCUUUUGUUAACCAAACAAAAAUAUGGCUUCGAUUAUUGAGCAAUGCCAAGUUGCACCACCUACAUGUGCCAGAAAUAAGCUAACACUCCCUUUAACUAGCUUUGAUACUUUGUGGUUAUUUCAUAACCAGCAUGUACCAAGGAUUUUAUUCUAUAAACUCCACAUUGACAAAAAUAGUUUCAUUCAAAAUAUUAUUCCUACUCUCAAACAUUCACUCUCACUCACUCUCAAACACUAUCUACCACUAGCUGGCAACCUUGUUUGUCCAUGGAAUUCUACCGGUUAUCCUGAACUACGUUAUGUAACAGGAGAUUCUGUAUCUGUUACUUUUUCUAAAAGUACUGACAUGGAUUUCGAUUAUCUUGUUAGUAAUGAUCAUACACAUAACGUUAAGGAUUUUCAUCCCUUUGUUCCUAAAAUGGCGGAACCUAAAGAUGCAUCCGGGGUCCAAUUUGCACCGGUUUUAGCUAUUCAAGUGACACUUUUUCCCAAUCAUGGCAUUUCUAUUUCUUUCUUAAUCCAUCAUGUCGUUGGUGACGCAUCUACCAUAGUAGGGUUCAUAAAGUCAUGGGCUUUGCUCAACAAAAACAACGAAAAUGAUGAGUUCAUGAUUCCGUUUUAUGAUCGGUCUAUUGUCAAAGACUCUUAUGGACUAAGAGAUUAUAUAUGGGAAGAAAUAAAGAAACAUAAGAAAGAGAUUAGGAGUGACAUAAUUGUGACUCCUUGUCAUGAUAAUAACAUAGUUCAAGGUACAUUUACUAUAGGACGAGAUCAUAUUGAAAAACUCAAGAAUUUAAUAUCAUUAAGACGACCAAGCCUGACUCAUGUAACAUCAUACACCGUAACAUGUGGUUAUGCAUGGAGUUGUUUGGUAAAAUCAGAGGACGCGGCAGAAAUAAUAGAUGAGAACUUAAUGGAAUACUUUGGAUGUUCGGUAAAUUACAGAGCGCGAUUUGAUCCACCACUUCCUUCAUCUUAUUUUGGGAAUUGUAUCAUUUGGUACAUUGCAAGUACAAAGCAUGUUGAUUUAGUAGGAAAUAAUGAAGGAUUUAUAAUUGCAACGGAAUCGAUUGCAGAAAUUAUUUAUAAAAGGAACAAUGAUAAAGAAUACGUGUUGAAUGGUGAUUGGUUGAAAGAAGUUGGUGCGGCGGCAAAUACGGGUCGAUAUGUUUCGAUUGCUGGAUCGCCAAAAUAUGACUUAUAUGAAGCUGAUUUUGGUUGGGGAAAGCCAAAAAAAUGGCACUUUGUUUUUUCCGGGAAUGGUUUAGUGAUGUCUCUUAGUAAGUCUAAGGACUCUUAUGGAGAUUUGGAAAUUAGUUUGUCUUUGCCAAAAACUCGAAUGAAUGCUUUUGCUGCUAUAUUUGCUGAUGGACUUAGCGUCCUAUAGCCCGUUUUCAUUUCAUGGAUGUCCUAGAGGGCUAACGUAGAGUUCUGCUGCUUUUGUAGAGAUGAUAAUCGAAA